UGGCGGUAUCUGGAUAUCCAAUUUCUCGGGCAUUAUCUGGGUAUCCAAUUUCUCGGGCAUUAUCUGGACUUCCCAUUCCUCUGGCUGUAGUUGCCUGCGUCGAGUCUGCACCCGGGCCUCCCUCCCCAGGAGUGGCCUGGACACGUGAGCUCCUCAAAUCAGCGGCAUGCUCCUCUCCACACAAAAUCUGCGCCGGGGCCCCCCGGAAAUCUCGUUGCGGGUUUUCUCCAUCCGCCGGGUCUCUGUAUGCCUGCAGCUGUGCCUGGUGCCGUGCACCAGGGGACCUCGCCAAAUACACCUGGUUUUCCUGCGUGACCGGGCCCACACUUGCCGGCAGAUCCGCUUUUCCGUGAGAAUAGCUGGAAUGGCCAUUUAUCGGAUAGACGGGUGCCAUGUUCUGGGCCAGCGCACCCUGCCCAUGCAGCAGCGCCGCCGUGCUCGGGCCGUGCAUACGCCCGUCGUAUUUCUGCUGCUGGCCGCUUCUGUGCUGCUGGCCGGAAAAGACCGGCAUGCUGUGCCGCUGAGCGGCCGUGGCGCCGGCUUUUGGGAUCGCUUUGCCUUUGGAUACCGGCUCUGCGUUCCGGCCUGCCGAGCUUUGUGACGAGACAGACGAGAACGAUGCAUGCAGAAACUCACUGGCUGUCAGAGACACGGAAUCGGACGCCUUGGUGUGCGAAGGAGACGGCGCCUGAAACGAUCGACGACGGUCAUGAUCGUGAUGUCUCAAUUUGGCGAUGAGGCCCAUGGCGAGCAGAUGGGAAAGAGUGUCUCAAAAGGAGGUCUGGUCUCAGGAGGGCGCUGGCUUUCCUAAAAUACAGACUCGGUUCUAUAUUUGUCUCCAGGCACAGAUAACUGGAUGACGUAGACAGAAACUUCUCUGGCAACCCGUGGCCUCAUUGGUUUUCGGAGGUGCAGAAAGGCACGGGCCGUGGCUUUUUUUGCGACUAUGACGUUUUUGCCGCAUUCGGUGCAACCGUCAACAGCUCGGGCGUCCCGCCGACGCGCGCUCCGCCCGUAUGCCGAA
This is a messenger RNA of Metschnikowia bicuspidata var. bicuspidata NRRL YB-4993, 1024 nucleotides long. RefSeq lists its product as uncharacterized. Lineage: Eukaryota; Fungi; Ascomycota; Pichiomycetes; Serinales; Metschnikowiaceae. The record is from RefSeq and is a predicted model, not a curated record. The coding region runs from base 419 to 601 and encodes 60 amino acids. The transcript has a single exon.